This is a messenger RNA of Lottia gigantea (owl limpet), 987 nucleotides long. RefSeq lists its product as hypothetical. Lineage: Eukaryota; Metazoa; Mollusca; Gastropoda; Lottiidae. The record is from RefSeq and is a predicted model, not a curated record. The coding region runs from base 1 to 987 and encodes 328 amino acids. The transcript is spliced from 5 exons.
AUGGCUUCGAAGGUUUACACAGUUUUCUUACUUUAUCUCUUAAACGCCGAACAAAUAAAAAGUUUUACAAUUUCUAAAUGGAGGAGAUACAGUUUAAAAGGAUAUCAAAUGGAAGAUUUUAUUGGGGAAGAAAAACGCAGAUCUUUGACCGAUUGUAUGAUAAAAUGCAACAGUUACAAUAGCGAUUGUCUGAUAACAGGAUUUAAUAUAUUAACUCAUAUGUGUUAUAUAUAUAAUAAAUUCUUAUAUGUGACUCAAAAUCAUAUACUGGAUUCUAAUAUGGAGUAUUUUAUCAAACACCAAGGUUAUUGUUCGCCACCAUUUGUUUCGGCAGAAUCAAGAUGUGUUUACAUAUCUAACACAACGAAAUAUCCCGAUACUGCCAGGACACAGUGUGAAACGUUCAAAUCAAGUAUGAUAUUGUUAGAUACUCAUGAUGAUUUGAGAUUUAUCAAGGAAAAUUUCCCCUAUUUACCAGGAGAUUUUUUUCUAGCUGCCGGCGCGAAUAAGUUUGCAGGCGAUCUCAAUAGUUUUGAAUGGUUAAGUGGAGAAAUAAUAGAAGCCACGUUGUUUUGUCCUGGUGAACCAGACAGACACGGUUAUUGUUCGCCACCAUUUGUUUCGGCAGAAUCAAGAUGUGUUUACAUAUCUAACACAACGAAAUAUCCCGAUACUGCCAGGACACAGUGUGAAACGUUCAAAUCAAGUGUGAUAUUGUUAGAUACUCAUGAUGAUUUGAGAUUUAUUAAGGAAAAUUUCCCCUAUUUACCAGGAGGUUUUUUUCUAGCUGCCGGCGCGAAUAAGUUUGCAGGUGAUCUCAAUAGUUUUGAAUGGUUAAGUGGAGAAAUAAUAGAAGCCACGUUGUUUUGUCCUGGUGAACCAGACAGAGACGAUGAUGAAAAAAGUGUUGGAAUCUCUACUGAUAGGUUUUGUUUGAAAGAUCGACUUUACGAAAUACCCCGGUUAUUCAUAUGUGAAAUGAUUUAA